AUGCAGUUCACCGUCGCUUCUGCUCUGGUCAUGGCCACGGCCGUCUCCGCCGGCAUCAACGACCACGCCCACUUCCACUUCCGUCGUGACAACUCCACCGUCGGAGAGCAGCAGACCACAAUCACCGUCAAGACCACCCAGAUCCACACCAUCACCAGCUGCGCCGCCACCGUCACCAACUGCCCUGCCGCCACCGACUCCUCCGCCCUCGCCGCCCUGCCCUCGUCGGAGCAGUCGGUCGUCAUCGUCACCAGCACCGUCGACAUCGCCACCACCGUCUGCCCCGUCGCCGACGCCGAGGAGGUCUCCUCCUCUAUCCUCUCCUCCCACAGCGAGGCUGAGGCUACCGCCACCGCCACGCCCACCGCCCCCGUCGCUGGCGCCCCCGUCGCUGGCGCCCCUACCCCCAUCUUUACCUCCAUCCCCAGCAACGGCACUGCCACCGGGGGUAACUCUGGCACUGGUACCGGCACCGGUAACUCUGGCACCGGCUCCGGUACCGACUCUGGCAACGCUGGUUCCGGUUCGGGCACCGACUCUGGCAACACUGGCUCUGGCUCNACCGACUCUGGCAACGCUGGUUCCGGUUCGGGCACCGACUCUGGCAACACUGGCUCUGGCUCCGGUACCGGCGCCCAGACCUCCACCUUCACCGGCACCAAGACUGCCACUGCCACCCUGACUCUCUCCUCCAAGGCCGCCGCCACCUCUGCCGCCUCUGCCGGCUCCGGCUCCGGCUCCGGCUCUGACGCGGAUACCGACACCUCCAACAGUGGCACCGGUUCCGGCUCUGGCUCUGGCUCUGGCUCCGGCGACUGCGCCGCCGCCGAGACCGUCACCGUCACCGCCCCCGCCUCAACCGUCUACGUCACCGUCAACGCCGACAACAGCGCCAUCGCCACCUCCACGGCCGCCGCCCCUGCUGCCGAGACCGGUACCGCCGGGACCGGUGACGCCGACGCUGGUGAUGAUGCCGACGCCGACGACGACGUCGACGACGACGAUGAGGACUGCGAGGAUGUCCCGGCCACUACAGCCACUGCUCCCGCCCCCUUCCCCACCGGUAACAACGGCACUGUCCCCGCUGGUGCCGCCGCUCCUUCCGGCUUUGCCCGUCUCGUCCGGUAA
Molecule: messenger RNA, 1128 nt
Organism: Geosmithia morbida
Lineage: Eukaryota; Fungi; Ascomycota; Sordariomycetes; Hypocreales; Bionectriaceae
Exons: 1
Coding region: 1-1128 (375 amino acids)
Source: RefSeq, a predicted model, not a curated record